AUGGACCAGUCCAUCCUGACCUUUCCCUUCACCUCGUCCAUGGCCCUGAAGGCUUCAGCUCCAACUGCCGACAUCGGCAAUUAUACUUUUGUGCCCCUUUUUGUUUGUUUCCAACUCUCAUUUCCACCAAAUAACUAUUCCCACCCACCACCUUCACGGACAAAUGCGCAAUACCCGAUCGUCGAGUUCAACGCAGAGUGCCGCACCGGGCCAGUGCUCGGUCUACAGAAGGCAAGGAGACCCCCUGAGGACCCGGCAUCCCGAUUCCUCACGGACAACAACCCGAGGUUCUGCCCGAGUUUACGCUCAGUGGCCUCGCCCGUUCGGAAUGGGCGCCGGACCCUCUGCGGAAACAUGCCGCUACCGCCGGACUCAACCCCGUAA
Penicillium daleae is the source of this 384-nucleotide messenger RNA. RefSeq lists its product as uncharacterized. The record is from RefSeq and is a predicted model, not a curated record. NCBI's taxonomy places the organism in Eukaryota, Fungi, Ascomycota, Eurotiomycetes, Eurotiales, Aspergillaceae. The transcript is spliced from 2 exons. Bases 1 to 384 code for a protein of 127 amino acids.